Lepisosteus oculatus (spotted gar) is the source of this 13584-nucleotide messenger RNA. Lineage: Eukaryota; Metazoa; Chordata; Actinopteri; Semionotiformes; Lepisosteidae. The record is from RefSeq and is a predicted model, not a curated record.
GUUAGUCCUGAUCCCCCCUCUAGUCCCUUUAGUUUAAUUACAUAUACUGUAUAUGUCUUGAUCAUGAACAUCCUAACUUGGACUGGAGCUGUUGUGCACUUAAAAGGAAGUUUAUUUUUCUUUCCUGUGAAGAAGUAUUUCAGUCUUUCUGCUUUGUAAAUUCAGUCUACUUUUUUCAUUUUGGUGUAUUUUUAGUUCUCGUGAAAUAUAUUUCACAAGGUACUUUCAAUUCAACCCUGUCUCUGUAGAAAGCAAGGUAGAGCGCAGGUGGCAGUGCUAUUUUGGGUUAAUCUAAUGCAACAGAAACUCGUUUUACUAAUGGUCUAUUCUGAAUUUGUAUGCAUGUCACUGGGGAUUAAAAACAUUGAGAAAUGUAUACUUUAAUUUGUCACCUAAAGAACCUUUGCAAAACACAGGAGUGGGCCUCUAAGUCAUAGGCCUGCUGUUUACUAAAAAGUUUUCCAUGAUCAUGAAUCAACAUGUCUGGGAACAAUAGAAAAAAAUGUGAUUUAAGUGUUUCUAACUAGAAUUAUUUGUCAAUACGUACUCGGGUAUGGUUUGAUUAGCUUUUUAGAGGACCACAGAAGUUGGUUUGCUGUUAUAUAUGAUAAAUGAAAUUUCUCUUUGAAGGUAAGGGAGAGUUAAAGGUAAAGCCCAACAUAGCAAUAAACAUUCUUCUGCAAAAACUGUUAGGAAAAUUAUCAUUAGAGAUAUGGAAUGUUAUUUGGGAACUAAUUUCUGCUGCAUUGCACAGAGAAGAGAGGCACUACACUGCAGUAACUGUCAAAUAAGGAGAAAGCACUGAAUUGAAUGGACAAGGGAGCGUAUUUGUUAGAGGUGCUUAAGAAGCUAUAGAAGUCACCAGUGUCACAUGACCAAUGAUUCACACUCGUCCCUUUUGAUUGGCCAAAAGUAAAUUGCUCCAUGAAAAUUCUUUUCAAAGUUGAUGCCAGGUCUAUUCCAGGAAAUGUAUUUCCUUCUUUCAGGGAAUACAGAUGCAGUACACAUACAGGAAAUAUUGUAUCUGGAAGCAGCAUGCUAGGCUUAAUCUAAAACUGGCUAUGCUAUGGAAAGAACUAUUUCCAUAUCAUAUAGAUCAAAUGCAAAACCUCUGCUUAUUACUCUCAAAGAGCUACCUUGCUUAUUCUGUGAAGUGUUAAUAACCUCGACCCUUCCAGCAAUUACUGUGACAAGCAAGGCCUGUGCUAUGGGCUUCUGAAAACUCAAUUUGUCUGACAACAAGGGUUGAAAAAAUGCUAAUAAUUUUCAGUAUAAUGAAAUAGUAACAUCAGCUGCAUUCUUUUACUUCUCUUGAUAUAGCUUCCCUUACUGUCCUUUACAUUUCAGCCCCAGGUGGUUACUCUUGACCUCGGAGAGCCCCAGUCCAGCAAGAUUUACGGUUAAGCAAGUCAUUUAUCAAUCUAGAAAAUAUCACUGAGCAGUUAAGCAGGCAAGAUGUGGAUUAAUGAUUGAAAAGGAAGGCAGGAGAGAGAGAAAAGAGGGGAGGAAGAAGGAAGAAGGAAGAAACAAGGAGAGCAGGGAGAAGGGAGAGGAGUCCACAGGAGUUGGGACUCGAAGUGUGCGCCAGGUGCUGGAGAAAUACCCAAACACACCCAUGAGUCAUAAAGAAAUCCUUAAGGUGAUCCAAAGCGAGGGGUUGAAAGAGAUAAGAAGCGGGACAUCUCCUCUGGCUUGUUUAAAUGCCAUGCUGCACACCAAUUCUCGAGGAGAAGAGGGAAUUUUCUACAAAGUACCUGGCCGAAUGGGAGUCUAUACACUGAAGCAGAAAGACGUAUCGGACAGUGCAAAGGACGUGUCCGAUGACGGAUCUGAAGAGAGCAGUGGCAAUCACUCAGACUCCCAGAGCACAGAGAACAGCAACAGCACCAACAACGAAGACGGCAGGAAGGGCAAGUGGAGACGGAAAGUGUCCUCCAAACUUCAAUCUCAGCCAUCCUCGCCACAGUCCCGGUGCCAGUCACCCUCUAUUCCUGCCAGCAAGCUCAUCUCCCCUUCACAGAAGCACAGCAAGAAAGCCCUCAAACAGGCCCUGAAGCAGCAGCAGCAGAAAAACCAGCGCAAGCAGGGAGGGAUGCCCACAUCAUCUAACCCCCGGCUCAUCCUCAAAACCGUGAAAGACAUGGGGGACCAAGCGGCUUCCAAAACCGAAUGGGAGGUGAAGCAGUCAGACAGGCGGUCCGCUAGCCCCCAGAACUCCACUUCCAGCUCCUCCUCAUCCUCAGUGAAAACUGACCUGUCUUCUUCUGCCACUGCCAAGAAGGUGUCCCAGAGAUCUGACAGACUGAGUGCAAGGCAGCUGAAACGUACAAAGUGUGCGGAAAUUGACGUGGAAACGCCAGACUCCAUCUUGGUCAACACCAACCUGCGGGCCCUGAUAAACAAGCACACGUUCUCAGUGUUACCUCCAGACUGUCAACACCGUCUCUUACACCUCCUCCCAGAGGUCGACAGACAGGCUAGUGCAGAUGGAGUACUGAAGCUCAGCAGUUCUGCACUGAAUAAUGAAUUCUUCACAUCUGCAGCCCAGUCAUGGAAGGAAAGACUAGCAGAAGGUGAAUUCACCCCUGAGAUGCGCCUGAGAAUAAGGCAGGAGAUCGAGAAAGAAAAAAAAGUGGAGCAGUGGAAGGAACGCUUUUUCGAGAGCUACUAUGGCCAAAAUUCUGGAAUCAGCAUAGAGGAAUCCAGAAAGCUGACAGCAACACUCCGUGACACUCCAGAGCCUGGCAGGCAGCACAUUUCUCCCAGCCCCUCAGUUCAGGUACCUCCUGUGAAAAGCGAGGCAAAGGCUGAGCCCAGACUGGAAGCCAGCAUCACAGAAAGUAAAGAUGAUGAAAGAAAACAACCCCCCGGGACAUCAGAAAGCUUGAAACCAGAGCCCGGCAAUGAUGAAUCCAAAGCCAAGGCAAGAGCUGUCCCUGAGAGGCUACCUGAGGCACCGGCAUCUGAAAAAACAGCUUUGAUUCAGCCAACGCAAACUGUGGUCGCUGCUCAAGUGAAGACAGAGGAGACAAUGGACACGGAAACCGUGAAAGUGACAAAAGACCAGCAGGAGCUGGAUGGAUCUAAGACACGCAUGUCUCCUCAGACAACUCCCAAGGCCAGCCCUGACAGGAAGGAAGUUGCCAUGAUGCUGACAGACAGCCCAAGCAGUGUGAGCCCCAUGAAGGUGCCAGGCGCUGAGCAAAUGGAGGUCGCUCUGGAGGGACUGAAGAGAAAGUCAUCCACUGACCUGGAGGAGGUGCUGCCUAGCCCAGAGAAGAGGGCCCGUGUCUGCGAGGCACCUCCCAAAAGCUCUUCCGACAGCAUGGAACAUACUGCAAAGCCAAGGGUACCUCCACUCAAGAUCCCGGUGUCACGGAUAUUAACAGCUGCAACUGUCACGGGUCAGGUCUCUCCCAGGGCCCCAUUCACAGCCUCCCUUCCCAGUACUGGGCGCACAGGGGCUCGCACCUUGGCAGACAUCAAGGCGAAGGCCCAACUGGCCAGGGCCCAGCGGGCGGCGGCAGCAGCGGCUGCUGCAGCGGCCGCCGCGGGAUCUUCCUCGGGGGGUGCAGUGCCCGGACCGGGGCCUGGGGGAGGGGGCGGGGCACAGGGGGGAGCCAGCCACACUGGGACUGCAGUCAGAGAGGCGCUCACUCCCCGAGCAGAACUGGGAGGAGCUGGAGGAAGGGGAACUGCGGGAGGGAUUCUACCUUCCUGUCCAGACGCCAAGAUCAAGAUCUCUCCCGGUUCCGUCGGUGAUUCUAGAGCACAAUUACAGCAGACUACCACGUCACAGGCCGGAGCCAGCGGUACUACUUCAACCCUCAGUUCAUUAUCUGCAAACACUGCACAGGCCGCCACACCUUCAGUGAGGCUUUCCACCCUAGGGAACUGUUCAAAUCCAGCAUCUCUAUCAAAUCCAUCAACACAGCAGUCCCAGAUCUCAAGUUGUAAUGAAACCACGGGAAAAGAACAAUCAAAGUCUGUUCCCUUUCCAAUAGAUGUGGUCCAGACAGUGGAACAGAAACCACCAGCCACCGAUGGCAAAAACACAGAGGCCAACAAACAUUGGAAAGCAUCUCUUGAAGAGCCAAGUGCUCUUUCAACUAUGGAAAAAGUGGGGUCUCAAAUGCUUCAUCAGGCAUCAAAUUCAAAUGUGUCCUUGGGCACACAAGUUCCAACAGCUCCACUCUCAUGCAUGUCAGUUACACGUCCUGCUUUGAGCAGUGUUUCCGGUACAUUGAGUCAAAAAGCAUCAGAGAGUCCAGUAGGUGGAGGGCAUGUAACUAAGACCAGUUCUUCAAUUCCAGCUAAUAACCCCCUGGUCACACAGCUACUUCAAGGAAAAGAAGUCCCACUUGAGCAGAUCCUCCCAAAACCACACACAAAAAUAGACGUCAAGCCAAUCAUUCUGCCCUCGGGUGAUAAAGGGAAAAUAUCUCAUGUCACCACAGAGACUGAUACUGUGGUAAGCGGUGAUGAUCAUUCCAGACUUGGAACAGAUGCCUUCGAAAAAGCAAGGCAAUUGCUGCCCAACCAGCUUAUUUCAACAAGGACAGGUGGCAUGGAACUCGCCCAACAUCAUCGGGAAAUGCUGAACAAGGCCACCCAAGAACAGAUUUUGCAGACCCUUAUGCAAAGAGCACAGACUCAACAAUUUAUUACUGGGUCACAGCUUUUGCAGCAUGAGAUCUGUCACUUUGGUUAUCCAGCUGAGUGCUCACGUAGCCAGAGUUUUGCCAUGGGUUUCAUGGGUCGGAAGAGGAUGUCCAAGCCUGCUAUGUCGGGACAUUACCUUCUUAACAUCUCAACCUAUGGGAGAGGAUCUGAGAGCUACAAACGUGCUCACCUGUCCAUAAAUGCCCCUUUGGCCAACCUGAAGAAAGAAUGUAUAGAUGGGGAGAUUACUCCUGAUGAAGGGGAAGAGCCAUUCAAAAGUCCAAAUGACUAUGUAAAAGGGCAACCUGAUCUCACAGGAAUCAAGAAAGAGCAUCAGGGUCUGGGUGAUGGCUCCUACACUGCAACGAGCCCAAGUCAUACAAAGUCUAGUGCAUUACUUGACCACAAUCACAGUCAUAAGAUAAAGCGGGAGUCUCCUUCACUUGGACAGGUACCAGACAGAGAAGAAGAUUCAGUCCUAACAGACAGCAAAGAUGCUGCGGCUACAGCCAAAGAAAUUAACCGGGUUGUCCAAUCACAUAAAGUAUAUCCUGAAGUUGGCAAUAACCCCCAUAGUAACUCAGAGCCAUAUCGAUUGCCAAAACAUACAGGAAUGGACCGCCAUCACUGGCAGGCUGCUCAUCAUCACCAGCAAAAAAAUUAUGAGAGUCAUGGCCCUGUGGUUGGACAUAUUUAUGGUGGCACAAUAAAUAUGUCUACAUCUCAUGCACUCAACCACAGCUCAGCAGGUUCUGGCAGUUCUCCAGGCUAUAGUCCAGUGUCCAGCAGUAGUGGGGGUGUUAUGUCCUUUUCAGUGACUGUCACCACAAUUCCCGCUAACCAUCCAUUAGAUCAUGCUAAUCAUGGGGAAGCUGGUCCAGUGCAGGCAUUUGCAGAAAGCUCCAGUAUGGACGACUCUCCAUCCAAAUGUUACUGUCGCCUGAAAGCCAUGAUCAUGUGCAAAGGUUGUGGGGCAUUCUGUCACGAUGACUGCAUUGGCCCUUCCAAACUUUGCGUCUCCUGCCUAGUGGUGCGAUAAGGAAAAUUUUGAUUUGCAUUCACUUAUUUCUAUCAAAAUGAAUAGGAAGAAAAAAGAAGUGGUGAAGCAUAAACACGUAAUGUUAAAAAAAGAACGAAUCAGCACCUUGUACUAGACUUGAGUCACUUGUGUUUGUGAAUUGUGACAAAUUUUGCACUUAGAGGAACACGUCAUUUAUUGCACAAUAUUUUAUUAAAAGAAAAGAAAAGGAAAAAAGUAUUUUUUUAGCAAGUCAUUGGACUAUGAUUGACAGAUCCAUUUUUUGUUUAGAACCUUUCUUUAAAUCCUGCCAGAUAUGGAUCCUUCUUUUGGUAAUUAAUGUCCAGCAUGAUUUUUAUGUUUAACAAUUUUGGGAGUUCUGUCAGCCUUCAUCCUAAGGAUUGAUGUCUAUGGGUGAGGUGUUGUGCUGUAAUGAAGGAAGGGAUAAUUACUUUACGUUAUUGCUAAAUAUUUGGCUGUUUGGUACACCCAAAGGUAGCACCAGCUGCAGAUCAAGUGGUAAAAUAAAUGUGUCCUCUCUCAUAAUUCAUUCAUGCUGAGAGAUCAAGCACUGCUGUCCGUCUUUAUGCAGCACAUUUUCUAGUUCAGGAUGAUCCUUCUACCUUUUCUCUACCAGAGGCCAUUUCUGUAAUUUUAGAUUGUUUAGAUUGCUCCCAUUUAACUCUGAACUCUUAAAGUGAUCUCAAGAAAGCCAGCUGUGCUAGACUUUUGUUAAAAUCAACAGUUAUGAAGAACUGAAAACAAUUCAGAAUGAGUAUUUCCAGUAGGUUCCUUUAAAAUGCAUUUGAAGCACUCAUAAAAUUCGAGUGAUAGCAAUUUUUGUACUAGGCUUUAUAAACACUGGUAUUUCUUUUUUGUUUAGAGCAAUUUUUUCUAACCUCUGUUUUCUUUAAGCUUCUACUCCAGGUCCUAAGUACCUGUAUCUUUUAUGUCUUCGAUACACUGUAAGAGUAAUCAAUACUCUGAAUUCUAAAUGGCAUUUAACACUUUUCAAUGAUGGCGAAAUAUCUAGAGUAACACACAACUUGACAUCGCCAUGCAAUAAUUUUGUUAUGUAAGAGACACACAGUUGCCAAUAAUAAAGCAUGUUGAUUUUAUAUUCAGAGAUGAUGGACAGUACUGCAGGGUUUGCAUGCCAUUGGUCAAUAUAUCUCAAGUAAUAUUAAUAUUAUUUUUUAUUAAAUUGAUUGUCAGUAUGUUAAUGAGUACUUUUUUUGUAUAAUUAUCUUGGGUGUUAUACCAAAGUGUCUGUAUGGAAAUUGGUGUCCUGAUCAUGUUUUUAAUGUUUGAGCAGUUAAAGGAAAAACAUAAAGUAAUAUAUUUUAAUUAUAUAUAUUUUAAUAUAAAAGUACAAUGUAUAAACAGUUUGUUAGAAUUUUAAUAACAUACAGGGUAUUUACUAGUCUAGAGUAAUGGCUGUCCUGUUUCUAUCCAGUCUUUUGUUUCGUGUAGCAACCGUACAGGAGUUAAUUCUGCUAAUUUUGUAAUAUCUUAGUGGUCCUACACCUGUUGAAUAUAGUCUUUAGCAGGAUUGCAUCAAGGCCUUUGUGUAUUCCUUGACCAUUGUGUUCUGACUACGUAAAAAAAAAACAUGGAAGGCUUUUAUACAGUAUACAGUAUGUACAUGUAACCAGCAAAGCCUGAAAGGUGAACUAUUACUCAAGCAAUCUUGUUUUCUUUUUUCUACAAUUAUAAAACAAAAGACACUUAAAGGAGCAGAGAUAACCUCCAGUUUCAAUCUAAAGGGUCCACAGUGGCCUUGAUCUAGCUAAGAGACAGUCUAUACUAGUAAAGACAGAGAUUCAACCAGAACCCAUUCUAUACAGCAUAAAACUGUUUGUCCAGGUUUCUACAUUUUUCUGAAAAAAAUAAUAAUUUGAGCUCUCUGAAAUAAGUAUAAGUGCCAGUAGAAGAUUCUGGUCAGUUUCUUUAAUGCUAUGCUUUGUAAACAGGGAUAUUAAUUUAUGUGUGCAGCAAUAUGUUAAGUCAUAAGUGUGCCACAUCCCCUAAUCACCUUGUAUAAACAGCCUUUAAAGAUGUUGGUCCGUUUGGAGCAAGACUGCCUUUGUGAGGCAUGCAGGGCAAGAGAAGACACCUUUUAGAAGUAGGAAGAUGUUUUUUCAUCCAAUUUGUGCUUUAAAUCUGCAUGUAAUGGUUGUCCUGCCCUUUUGAACUUUUCUUGCAGUGCAAGCAUACUUUUAAAUAUUAACAUUGUAUUAAUUUAUGCAUGUUCUUUCUGAUUUAAUUUUUCAUUUUAAUUUUCUCCACCUGUUCCAAAUGUCAACAUAUUCUGUACUUAUUAUCCAAAAUACAAUCAGAGCAGAGCAGGAAUACCACAUUACCAGAUAUUUUUAAGUGCAGGUCUGUACUGAGACUAGUUCUUUAAUUAUUCAAUUUAAACAAAAUAAGAAUAAAAAAUCUGUAAGUUGUUUAAUUGCUUUUUUUGACAAAACACUGUAAUUGAAAGAAGAAGUGUGGGUGAUAAGUUACUAGCAACCAUAUAUGUAAAAUAAGCUAAGCAGCAGUCAGUCAUUUCUACAUCUGGGUUCUUUCAGGGUUCCUGGUAAUUUAAUCCUUCUGGAUUAAAACAAAAAACUCUCCAUCCCUUACCACCAUCUCUUCUAAAAUAGUCUACAUAGCAUUCUCUGUAGGGUGAUUAGGCAUUAUUAGGAGAUAGUGGAUUACGAUCACCAAGUGAAGCAGCCUGCAUGAAUUUUGUUAAUGGUAAAUACUUUGUUAUUAUACUUUCCUCUCGUUCCCAUUUACACAGGUGCAUUUAGUCAUACAAACAUUAUCCACAAAGGAUCACACAUCAUCAGGAUCACAUACAUCAUCAUGUCCCAAAAAAUAUCCUGUGGUAGGCAGGCACUAUUGGAAGGUCUUCCUUUUAUGUGCUGCCUUGACACUUUCCUGUUAAGUGAGUAAAACUAUUCCGAUCUCUUCAAACUGACGGAAGAAGUCUACUACUUUUAUCUGUAGCUUCUUGCUGCCAUAUUGGAAAACCAAUAUGUCUAAUAUUUAUGUAGCAUAUCCAACUAGAGAAUAAAGAGAUGGGUGUGUUAGACCUACAGUACAAAUAAUGGACAAAAAUGGAAACACCAAUGUAAAGUCACUAAACAGGAUGAUGGGCCACCAUUUGCAGCCAGAAUGCCUGUAUGGCAUCUACUAGAAUUUUGAAUUGUGCAGGAGAGAUGUGGCACCACGUUUUCUUGGGAAACUCAAUCAACUAACUCAUGGUUGAUAGAGGCAGAAAAGACUGUCUCAGGCUUUUUCUGGAAUUUCCAAAAACCGCUCAAUUGGGUACAGACCUGAUGAAUGAGACAGCUAUGAGUUAUGGAUAACACAAAGGACAUGCUCAUCAAAACACUGGGUGACCACACAUGCUCUGUGAAUGGGGACAUUGUCUUCCUAAAAGACACCCCUCCCGACACAGAAUGAAAAUGAUCACUCAGUACCAUUAAGUAAUGAUUAGUAUUGAUCUUGCAUUCUGACAAAAUGAGUACACCCAAACUAUACCGGGAAAUUGGACUAAAAAAAAGAUUACAGAACCUCUUGAACUUUUCACUGUUGGAAUAAAGCAGUCAGGGCUGUAGAAGUCUUUAGGUUGACAUUUUGUUGAGAACAUGGUUAAAAAUGAUUCAUCUGAACAUAUGACAUUUCUCCACUGCUCGAUAGUAUUUUGACUCAGCUCUUUGCACCACUAGAUUUGCAAAUACUGAAUGUGUUGCAGAUAUAACGAGAAGUUUGUACAAUACAACCUGACUAUGGUAUCCUGCACUCUGAAGCUCUCAGCAGACCAUAUUUAAUCUAACUGCCUGUUGCUCACCAAGUUGAAAUUUGCAAUACACUGAUCUGGAGUUGAUUGUCUGUUGUCCCUGCACUUCAAAUAUUAUAAUAAAUUGACAGUGUUUUCCUCAGAGUUCCAUACUAACAUUACCUUAAACACCACUGAACCAAGCAAAUUGAGCUGACUUGAUUAUUGAUACACCUGCCAAAUAUGCCCCAACAAUCAUCUCUCUUUUAAAAUCACUAAAACAUCUCCCCUUGCAGCCAUAUUUAUAAAUAAGCAGGCCUGUCCAGCAUUUUUGUACCUAAGCAGGCUGGGAUGUUAUUUGCAUAAAUACCAUAUGAGCUGUGGAAGCUGUUGCUUUCAAUAAGCUUUGUGUCCCUUAUCCCUUUCCGAGGUCCAACUACAUGUAAGCAUUCAUUAUGAAAUCAUCUUUACAAUAGACUUCUUUAUGUCAUGUGAGGAAAAUUUCAACAAAAUAAUCUAACUGGAAACAUUUCUUUAUUGCAGCUUAAUUUCAUUUGUCCCAGUCAAUGGUUUGGAGUUCUGCGAAGUUGGGAAGAUGUAAUUGUAUUAGUCUUUGUAUUUGUAUUCAUCCUUUUCAUCCAUCCUUAAUGAAGUUAGAGUGUGGAUUUCGCUUGGUAUUUACCUGUGUUUCACUUCUCUUUCAAUUUUAUAUCAAUUUACAGCACCUGUGACCAUAAGUAUAUUACUACUGUAAUAAUAUAAGUGGAGAAAAAGCCAUAAAAAAGCAAUACAAGUAUAAUCAUGUGAACUCUGAAUUAACACUUAAAAUGUCAUCUGAAUAUUUUUUAAUCUGACAUGAAACCAGUAAGAACAUUCUUACAUGCAUGGAGCAUGUUAGUAAUAACACAGGCCUCCCAGUAGGCAAGGUUACAAAUGAGAGAAGGCUACUCAGUUUACAACGAUAAACAUUAAGCCAAUUAUCCAAAAGUGUCUGCACCCCACUCAUCCCAAAUGGUAACUUAACUCCAUGUGGAGUUUAACAUUCUGUGACGUUUCAUUUGAGAAGAAUAAUAGUUUAAAGCAGAGAAUCCAUUUAGAAAGUUUCACAAACAACAUAUUUCAAUCUUGCUCUAGAUUAAUUGUUCUCAUCCCCUUAUCUGGGCUCUUAAAGUGUGCUAUGGGAAAGGCGUACAACUUACCUUAUAAUUACCAAGCAUGCAAUUAGGUAUAAUAGAUUUUAAUAAUGACAAGAUGUGGGAUAAUAAGAUGUAUCUUUGAUAGUGCUGUUGUAGCCCUUGAAAGCGAGCAAUUGCCAUUUCAUUAUUUCUCGGGUACUGCUUCCAGCUUGAAGACUAAUAAGCCCCCAUCCGAUACAAGUUAAGACAGGAUUUUCCCUUUCAGCAGUGAUAACAGACUAAAGAGGCAAUUUCCCAGAAACCCUUUUGUGAUUUUUUAGAACAGUUCAUGGCACUGGAUUCCCCAGCUGGUUGUGGUGCAGAUUUCACUGAGUGCCGCCAAGAAUAAGGGGGCAAUCUGCCUUCCAUUGACACUGAACCUCCCGUGUUAAAUGAACAGGGCGCUCGAAAGUGGACAGGUUGGGGGAGACUGGCUGCGUGUGGCUAUAGGCUUCAUGGUCAUGACCUGAGUGUGAAAAACAUGCUGUCUGGAAUUGAAAAAAAAAAAAGGUUCACGCUUCAAGUACACAGGGGUGUUGUUGGAUUGUGCCCUGGCUAGUUCAUAUUUUAAGACUGAUACUUUCAGAUCAGUGUGUGUACUGAUAAAAUAUGGUGGUGAUUUGUGCUCUUUAUUGCUUAUCACUUUCUAAGCAUACAGUAUACGAGACAAAUAAAGGAGAAUAAAACUGAACUUAUUGCACUAACUUUCUUCAGUAGUCUGUUGAGCAGACUGUUUAGAGAACAGAUUAAGUCUAAAUUGGUUUAUCUGUCAUGCAGCACUGUUUCUGAUGUCUCAGUAUCUAUGUACACAUGUAGGAGCUGGCUUGAUAAAAACAUGAUCAUCAAAAAAACAGGUUUUAAAAAUUACAUAAGAAUUGUACAUGAACAGGAUUUAUACACAGAACACUGAUGGUUCCUUGUUUUUGAGAAAGAUAAGGUAGUCUUUAAGACGUUUUUCUUUUUAUAAGGGACUGUUGAACCAGAAAGGAUGGGAUACUUUUAAAAAUGAGCAUUGAUAUUUUUUCAUGAAUAUAACAGAAAUAGAUAUUUUAAAUAAACGUUUUUUUAAGAAAAAAAGAUCUAUGAAUUAUACAUAUAUAAAUAGAUUUCCUAUGUAUUUUAUUUGCGUAAAUUUUGUUUGAGAAAUAGAGCUAAUGUACAGUAGGCUGCUAUGUUACCAUAUGUUUUUGCAUGUGUGUAGUCCAAGAUGAAAGAUUAAAAGAAAUUAUUCUGAACACAAAACUUUGUGUUUUUGCCUUAGUGCUUUAGGAAAUGAAAAUGAGAUUCUUCCUCCCCAUUUAAGUAUUUUUAUAAUGCACUCCUUCUGAAGCCAUAUUUCCCUAACCAUACAUUGUUUCUCAUUAAUAUGUGUCUGGCAAGUGCAGAUAAGAAUCCCAAGGUCAUUCUGUGAAUGAAAAUGCAAGAUUCAUUUGAAAGACAUUUUACAGCAGUGGGCUUCAACCAGGGUCCCAGAAAUGUCCUACAGUAUAUGUCACGUUUUGUAUACAUUUUCAAUCAGUGUAUAAAGAUCACAUUAAGUGUGAUUAAUUAAGCAAAUACUUGAUUCAAUUCAGUAAUCAGGAGUCCAGCUGGAAUGACAAUCAAAAGUUUUUUGUCCCUCCAUUAUCAAGGUGUUCUAGAGGGUGAAAUCCUACAGCCUUCAAAUGAUCCCAGCUAAACCACAAUGUUCUGUAUUUAUGUUUUCAGUGCUUUUUAAUUUUGAUAUUGACAUUGAAAAUGUCGAACCUUACAAAAUACAGGAUGGGAGCUUCAGCAUUUGUUUUUCCUUCUAAUAUUUACUUUAUGAAUAGAAAGCAACAUACAGCAAAUGAACCUGGCAGUAAUCUAUUUUGGUAAACAAUGCAUCUUCCUUGGUUUCAGUUUAGAAGAAAGCAAUAUCUCUAGGCUCAGUUUUUCGAAGGCUGAUAAACGUUUCCCCUCUGGGAGAUUGUAGCAAUGAAAACAGCAGUACAUUAUGCUUUAUUUCAUAUUUAAAUUACUCUUUCAUGUGUGAAAUUGUAUCUGUGUGUUCAUCUUUAAAACGCACAUAUUUCUUUGUAGAUUUAUUGUGCAGUGUGUUAUCAAGAUUUGAAAACAGACUAUUGAAGCCCAGUUAGCUUAAAGAUUUACCUGGGAAAUAUUUAAGUGAGAAAUUGUAUUAUUUUACUUUUUUGUCCUGUCCUGUCGUCCUUCACAUCAUCUUUCCCUCAAUGAUAUAUAUGUAUACAGUAUGUAUUUAAGCUGUGCCUUAGGUUUCUGUGUAAACUGGAGUAGCAUGUGUAAGAAAACUGCUUUGUUCCUUGAUUUCAGGGUCCUUCAACUUUCCUUCAGAGAAAGAUAUGGGUCUCCACUCCAUUGGUCUACUCUAUACCACUAGAAAUUUAAAAUAAAAUUAUCUUCAAAAUGUGUUUCUAUUGAGUCAUCAAGCAUUUUAGUAUAAAUUCUACCAAUUUGCGUUUUCUUGGGGUCUGGACAGCAUUCCAUACUUCGAAAGAAUUGUUUCACAGACCUACCGGAGACAUUAAUUAGUUUGAAAAGAAUGUUAUAUGUACCAUUUCCCAUAAGGGAUUUGUUGUGUUAUUAAUCCCAUGUUGUACUAGGAGCGAAGUGUUAUUAGGCCUGAAGUAGUGCAUUCCUUUUUGUAGAAAGGUGUGAGUAGGAAAGACUGUUGGGGUUGCCUCUAAACCAUUUAGAUUAAGUGUAAGUAACAGUAUAUAUAACUGUUAAAGGGUGAUGGUGAAAAAAUAUGAAUGUUUGUGUGUGUGUGCUAUGUUCUUCUUAGUCAUGUUAGCAGUUUUAUUCCAAUUCCUGUUUGUGUUUUGUAUAUUUUUUUUCUGUUUAAGCUACCUGUUUAAAACGGAAUACAAAAAAGAAUGUACAAUAAUAAUCAGCACCUGUAAAAAAGUGUAUUUUAUCAUAAAAAGUUUUAAAAUAAUAAACAAAAGAGGUUUCAA